This is a messenger RNA of Oncorhynchus tshawytscha (Chinook salmon), 859 nucleotides long. Its product is annotated as apolipoprotein D-like. NCBI's taxonomy places the organism in Eukaryota, Metazoa, Chordata, Actinopteri, Salmoniformes, Salmonidae. Bases 176 to 721 code for a protein of 181 amino acids. Gene Ontology annotation, molecular function: lipid binding. Gene Ontology annotation, biological process: brain development; tissue regeneration; lipid transport. The record is from RefSeq and is a predicted model, not a curated record. The transcript is spliced from 5 exons.
UGCCUUGUGCUGGGUGCACUCUCAGUGAUGACUCAGACAGACACACAGACACACACUCACUCUCUGUCAUCCCAAGACCUAAGCAUCGCUGCAACUUUAGGAAAUAUACUCUGUGAAUAUAUAUACUUCUGCAGCUAAUAUUUUUCCCUCAGGUGUGUAAAAAGAGCACAGAAAAAUGUUUCCUAUAUUUUGGAUCCUCCUCCUUCUCCCUCUGGUCUCCACCCAGACAUACCAUUGGGGUCCAUGCCCCACACCCAGUGUCCAGCCCAACUUCAGCUUGCAGCAGUUCCUGGGCACGUGGUAUGAGAUAGCGAAACUUCCAGCAUCCUUUGAGAGAGGGAAAUGCAUCCAGGCCGAUUACACUCUGAGGGGAGACGGCACCAUCAGAGUCCUCAACUCCCAGUUCUAUAAAGGUAAGGUGCGGACUGUGGAGGGGACAGCAGUGGUCCAGGACCCAAAAAACCCAGCCAAACUGGGAGUCAGCUUCUCCUACUUCACUCCCUACAGUCCGUACUGGGUGCUGAGUACAGACUAUGUGAGUGGAGCGGUGGUGUACAGCUGUACUGACGUGUUGAGGAUUUUCCAUGUCGACUACGCCUGGAUCCUGGGACGUUCCCGCUUUUUGCCCGCAAAGGAAGUAGAGUACGCCAGGCAGCUGCUGGCUAAAGAAAACAUUGACACCUUCAAGAUGAGUGUUACUGACCAAACGGGCUGCGACUAGAUGGAGGUUUAGAGGUCAGAGGUUAGGGUUGUAGGGUUAAAGGGUUAUUUAUGUGCCCACUUCCCUAGUCCUAACGCCGUAGACACUUCUCCCUCUACUCCCAAUGCUCUAUCCACAUAUAAUUUGAGCUCUACCUCU